AUGGCUGCUUACGAUACCCGUUUUAAGCUCAACACUGGAGCUGAGAUUCCCGCACUCGGUCUGGGAACAUGGCAAUCCGAGCCUGGCGAGGUUGCGCGCGCGGUAUUUCACGCCAUCAAGGUGGGCUACCGUCAUAUUGACGGUGCUCUUUGCUACGGCAAUGAGAACGAAGUCGGCCAGGGUAUCAAGGAGGCCAUUGAUGCCGGAGUUGUCAAGCGCGAGGACCUCUUCGUGACCACUAAGCUGUGGUGCUCCUUCCACGCCCGCGUUGAGGAAGGCCUGCAGCAAAGUCUGACAAAUCUCGGACUCGAUUAUGUCGAUCUCUAUCUGAUGCACUGGCCUCUGGCAAUGAACCCCAAGGGGAACCACAACAUUUUCCCUAAGCUCGCUGAUGGCUCAAGAGAUAUUAUUCACAGCCACUCCCACGUCACUACCUGGAAGAGUAUGGAGAAGCUUGUUGGCACUGGCAAGGUCAAGGCCAUCGGUGUUUCCAACUACAGUGUUAAGUUCCUUGAGGAACUCUUGCCCCAGGCCACCAUUGUCCCCGCCGCCAACCAGAUCGAGAACCACCCCUUGCUUCCCCAGCAGGAGAUUGUUGACUUCUGCAAUAAGGCCGGCAUCCACAUCACCGCUUACAGCCCUCUGGGCAGCACUGGUAGUCCCCUGUUCACGGCUGAGCCCAUCAAGGCUGUUGCCGAGAAGCGCGGAGUAACUCCGGCUACCGUUCUACUCAGCUGGCACAUCGCUCGCGGCUCUUCGGUCCUGGCCAAGUCCGUCACCCCUGCCCGCAUCGAGGCCAACCGUGCCGACUUAAUCCACUUGGAUGCUGAGGAUUUGGCUUCCCUUCGCCAGUACAGCGAUAGCCUUCAGGCUGAGGGCAAGCUCCAGCGCUUUGUCUACCCUCCUUUCGGUGUUAACUUUGGCUUCCCUGACAAGCAGUAA
This is a messenger RNA of Penicillium digitatum Pd1, 942 nucleotides long. RefSeq names its product putative glycerol dehydrogenase. The record is from RefSeq and is a predicted model, not a curated record. Lineage: Eukaryota; Fungi; Ascomycota; Eurotiomycetes; Eurotiales; Aspergillaceae. Gene Ontology annotation, cellular component: cytosol. Gene Ontology annotation, molecular function: aldose reductase (NADPH) activity.